UCAGAUGAUGAUAUGGUGUUUCUCGAGACGGCUAUUGUGUUUAUCGUAGACGAUUAUGGAGAGAAGCAUGAGGCACGGGCGCUUCUGGAUUCGGGCUCCAUGUCCAACUUCAUUUCGGAUACGUUAGCUCGGAAGCUCAUGACACCUCGAACGAGAGUUAAUGUAUCAGUGUCUGUCAUCGGAACUUCAAGGCAGCAGAUAAAGGGUUCGACCACGGCGAUCGUUCGUUCAAGGAACCUUCAAUUCACCACCCCAUUGGAGUUUCUGAUUCUGGAUACACCCUCGGCGGACAUUCCCACCUCACCAAUCAACGUGUCUUCGUGGAACAUCCCGGAUGUAACGCUAGCAGACCCCACGUAUCACAUCCCAGGCAAGGUCGAUGUGGUCAUCGGUGGCGAUACGUUCUGGGAGCUGCAUACCGGACGUAAGCAAUCUCUCGGUUCGGGUCUGCCAUGGUUGGUAGAAACGCAGUUUGGAUGGGCGGUAGCAGGAAAUACAACGCAUUCGUCUCAACAACAUCGGCUGUGUAAUAUGGCAACGAGCGACAGUCCGUUGGAAGCCAUAUUGAUGCGGUUCUGGGAGAGCGAGACCAUCUUCGACGAGCCCGCUCUAUCUCUGGAGGAAGACAUGUGUGAACGUCAUUUCAUCUCUACUACAACCAGAGACCCAUCUGGCAGGUAUGUCGUACGUUUACCACAAAAUCCUAAUUCGAAGGUCGUUUUAGGAGAAUUGAAAGCAAUCGCUGAUCGUCGUCUCCUAGCGGUGGAACGGCGGCUCAAGUCUAACCCUGCAAUGAAGGAGGAGUAUAGUAAUUUCAUGUCGGAGUAUGAGCGCUUAGGGCACAUGAAACAACUCACCGAGCCGGUGGACGAUUCGUGUGAACACUACUAUCUCCCUCAUCAAGCGGUGCUUAAGGAAUCGAGCACAACCACCAAGGUCAGGGUAGUCUUUGACGCGUCGUGCAAGACAUCUUCUGGGUACUCCUUGAACGACAAACUCCUGGUUGGGCCGGUGAUCCAAGACGAUCUGUUCACCAUCAUCGUUCGUUUCCGGUCUCACGCAGUCGCACUCUCAGCAGACGUUGAGAAAAUGUAUCGCCAAAUUCUCCACGAUUCUCGCGACACUGAUUACCUGCGCAUUCGGUAUAGAGGAAACACCGCAGAGCCGAUUCAGACGUUCCAACUACAAACGGUAACAUAUGGCACGUCUUGCGCACCUUUCCUAGCAACAAGAACGCUAAAGCAGAUCGCUCUCGAUCACAAGAUGCAAUACCCCCGAGCAGUGGAUCCUGUAUUGCACGAUUUUUAUGUGGAUGACCUGCUAACGGGAACAGACGAGUUGGCAGACGCAAUUGAAAUGCAAAGGCAGAUUUCUGAGAUGCUCAAGCAGGCUGGAUUCGUGUUGAAGAAGUGGGUGUCGAACGUACCCGAAGCACUAAUCGGCAUUCCUUCUGAAGACCUGGCCAUCCUUCCUACUCACGAAUGGCAAGAUCCCCAGUUUGUAUCGACGCUUGGUCUGGUUUGGGAGCCAGCAGUUGAUAUGCUGCGAUAUCGGAUCGAUCUACCAACUGCUGCGACGAUGUUGACAAAGAGGCUAGCUUUGUCCUACAUCGCCAAAAUCUUUGACCCACUUGGCUUGCUUAGUCCAACAAUUAUCAUCGCUAAGCUCUUUAUGCAACAGCUGUGGAAGUUGCAGGAAAACGGGAAGCCAUGGGAUUGGGAUCGUGAGCUACCAUCACAUCUCCAAAAGGAAUGGACGGCAUUUCAUUCCAAGCUGCAUUCACUUCGGGAAGUGCGCAUUCCGCGUUACACGUCAAUUCGGCAAGCAGCAAACGUGCAGCUUCACAUUUUCGCAGAUGCUUCUCAGGUGGCAUAUGGUGCUUGCUGUUACGUCAGGGCAGAAAACGAUUCGACAACAUCGGUGCAGCUGUUGGCAGCUAAGUCUAAAGUAGUAUCGUUGUCGAACACACACUCUAUAGCGAGACUCGAGCUCUGUGCAGCGCGGUUGGCAACGCAACUGUUCCGGAAGGUCAGUCAGUCCCUCAACGGUGAAUACGAUGCUUUCGCUUGGACUGAUUCCAUGACCGUGCUACAUUGGCUCAAUUCAGCACCACGGAGGUGGAAGCCUUUCGUUGCCAACAGGGUGGCACAAAUUCAAGGAGAAACUCGGAUCAAGUGCUGGAGGCAUGUUCCUGGUGUAGAAAACCCAGCAGACGAUGCAUCGCGAGGUCUACUACCAGACAAAUUGCAAUCCUGUGAACAUUGGGGGCUGCACACGAACUUCAUCGCCUCUACGAGAUGUUUAAGUGCAGCAAUAGCGAACGCAUCGAAAUCUUCAACUGGUGUGCCAAUGAAGAAAUUCAGUGGAAGUUUAUUCCACCUCGAGCGCCACACUUCGGAGGACUGUGGGAGGCUGCUGUACGAUCCGCUAAACAGCACCUAA
This is a messenger RNA of Anopheles gambiae (African malaria mosquito), 2442 nucleotides long. RefSeq lists its product as uncharacterized. The transcript is spliced from 3 exons. The coding region runs from base 13 to 2442 and encodes 809 amino acids. Lineage: Eukaryota; Metazoa; Arthropoda; Insecta; Diptera; Culicidae. The record is from RefSeq and is a predicted model, not a curated record.